Molecule: messenger RNA, 2043 nt
Organism: Drosophila busckii
Lineage: Eukaryota; Metazoa; Arthropoda; Insecta; Diptera; Drosophilidae
Product: E3 ubiquitin-protein ligase RFWD3
Exons: 2
Coding region: 138-1949 (603 amino acids)
Biological process (GO): interstrand cross-link repair; protein ubiquitination
Cellular component (GO): nucleus
Molecular function (GO): ubiquitin protein ligase activity; protein binding
Source: RefSeq, a predicted model, not a curated record
UGUGCAAUCUAUUUUUUACAUAUUUUUAUCUGCAGUAGCAUAUCGUAUAAUAAUAUACCAAAUUAAAUACUAAAGCUAAUGAAAAGUAGCGAACGGGUAUUGUAGACAUUUUAGUCCUGUUAAGAUAUGCUUGCGAUAUGAUUGAUAACGAAGACGGUGAAGAUGCUAAUGCAGAUAACAUAGACGAACACAGCGAAGAGUCCCAGCCAAUUAUUCGAAGAACGCGUGUUGUGCUACAGCGCUUGGGACCAUCACAGGAUGGGACGCCAGAGACUGAUAAUCCGUUUGGAGGACGGGAACCUGUUCCUGAAGCCGUUAAUGCUUUGGAGCCAGAAGAGCAGUCUACCUCGCAAAAUAACAAUACACAGAACGAGAUAAUAACCAUCGAUACGCCAACGCCGCCAAAGAAACGCAAACGAUUGUCCAAUGUAUCCAAAAAAGCGAUGGGCACUCCCGUUGUGGGCGAGACAAGGUCCAACGAUGACGACGAAGACGAUGGCAUGACAUGUCCCAUAUGCUUGGAUACUUGGGAGAUGAGUGGCGACCAUCGUUUGGUCUCUCUGCGCUGUGGCCAUCUAUUUGGCGAAAACUGCAUACGACGCUGGCUGGCAGAGAGUCAACGCCAGACCUCGAUCAAGUCCUGUCCGCAAUGCAAAACCAAGGUGACCACACGGGAAAUACGCUAUUUGUAUGCAAAACGAGUGCGUGCUAUAGAUCGCAGUGAGGAGCACAACAUGCGACGAGAUCUGGAGGUAGAGCGUAUGCGCUCAAAGGCGCUAAGCAUGGAACUUGCAACGGAAAAGUUAGAUCACACGCUGACCGCCAACAAAUUGAAAGCGGUGCAAAUGGAUUACGACCGUUUGAGGCUUAUAGUGCGUGCUGGCCGCGGCGCUGGGGAAUUAGACAACGAAUGUGGCCUAAAGAGUAUCAGUCAAUUAGCCAGCCAUCGGCUGUACAUGGAGAAAAACAUUGAGAUUACCCGUGAGCCCGGCUGUCGCGUGCUGCUCUUCUCGGCGACGCACAAAACGCUGCUGGCCUCACAGAAAAGCGCGCAGAACCUAUUUCCCGGCUAUGGUGUGCGCUUUAUCGAUCUGCCCAGCUUCAGGCCGACGCAGUUUGUGCAUACCUCCGCCCAGCUUGUGCGAGACAUUGCCUGCUCCGAGAGUCAGCACACACUAACUGUGGCCAGUCGCGAGGUGCGCAUCAAAAGCUUCGAUAUACGCACACGCUUGAGCAAUGUCAGCUUUACGGCGCACGAUAAGCAGCUCUGGAGCUGCGGAGUGGAUCGAGAGCAGCGGGAGCACUAUGUCUAUGCAGGUGAUCUGCGUGGCGCCGUAUAUGUAUUCGAUAUGCGCUUUCCCGAUAACAUACUCAGCGAGUAUCAAGCAAUUGAAAACUUCAGUCCUGUCAUAAACAUUGCGGCCGUGCGCACCAGCAAGACCUUUCCCAGUGGCGGUUUACUAGUCUGCCAGCUGACUAUGGUCAAGUUCUAUGAUAAUGAGAAUGACACGGCUACGCCUACGCGGCUCAAUGUCGAGGGUCCCUUUCUGUCCGUGCAGUAUGAUGCACUGCAGGAUACAGUGCUCAUCUCCGCACGCUCCAAUGCGCAGUAUAAUAAAUCACGCUUUAUACUUGGCCAGCUGGUCAAGAUAGAUGACACACCUGUGUUGAAAAUUACGGCCACCAUAUUUGGCUCCACGGCUACGCCUUAUAUGACGCGGCCCACACAGAUGGGCGUGGAGGAUAACUCGCUGGUCGUUGGCUAUUUGCAGGACACUAAGCAGCUUAUGAUGUACGACGUGCGGCGCGAGGAACGUGUGCAGACCAUGCCCAUCAACGAAGUGGUUUACGACAUUUGUCCCGUCAACACAGCAGCCGGUUCUUAUCUGGCCGCCUUAACGGACAACAAGUGUCGCGUCUACAAGGUGAACAGCACCAAAGCAAACUAAGCAAAGGCUGUGAUGAUAACUCCAAUUCCAAGUGCGACUGCCAUUAAGUUAAUUACCUAUAGAUUAAGUAUAAUUUAAUAAGAUAAAGAGCUGU